GACAGAGCAGGAAGAAUCAAGAACCGAGAGAGCGAACGAAAGGGAACAUGAGAUAGAAGUGAGAGGCUUUUGAAGAGGGCGCGGAGCUGAGCCGUAGGGUGAGAAACUGAGACAGCCACCGCGGCAGAUUGAGAAGUGCGGACAGAGCACUCCCCGGACGGAGUCAGUAUGCUGUCCGAUGAAAUAGCGGCUGGAGCGGAGAUGGGAACUGACUCGUUGAAACUGUACUGCGUUGUUAUGAUGGAUCAUUGCAUCCUAACCAAUGCCAUGUUUGUAUGAAGGACAAAAGGGAAAAGGGGAAAGUGUUUGUUUGCGGGAUAUACAAUGGAUACGGAUAUCAUCACUUUUACUAAGUGCCCUGGAUCCAAAUGUCACCUCCCCGGGACUCUGCCCCAGCCGGGGCCCAUCCGAGUGUGACCACUGGGCCGGAGGACCGCGGCGUGCUCCCGCCGCACUGCACCCCUCGAAAUUGGCCUCUGAGCGGGCCCGGGCAUAAUGUGAUGCACCCCGCCGCCAGCAGGGCCUGAUAUCCGAGCAGAGCGAGCAAGCGUGGAUGGAGCCAGCCGGCGGGCCAUUGCCCUCUAAUGAGACCCGCCGCUCCACGAGCUGAGGACCAGCCAUUAUAGCAGGAUUAUAGCCCUAGUCUUCCUGUUCUAACCCCUUGAACUGCAGCACAUUAGCAUAAUCUAACAGAGGACUGCUUCUUCUGUGGAGUAUUUCACUAUCCCUCUUUUCCUUUUUUUUUACUGCGGUUUCUUCAUCGUUUGGUAUUUGCCUGCCUUGGCGUGUGGGCGCAUUCUUUUUGUCGCUGUCAUUAUGGAGUUUCAGGUGGGACCAUGGAAUAAGGAUUGGCCUUCGUUUCUUAGCUUUUGGCUGACCGUGUUGUUGAGCCUACACGUGCAGUUUUACCCGGUGGCCUCGUGUCCGGUGGAGUGCCGCUGUGACAAAACGUUUGUUUACUGCAACGAGAGGAGCCUGACCUCGGUGCCCUUGGGUGUGCAGGAGGGCUGCAAGACCCUCUACCUGCACAACAACCAGAUCAACAACGCUGGCUUCCCGCUGGAGCUGCACAAUGUGGCCUCGGUAGAGACGGUCGUUCUGUACGGAAACCAGCUGGACGAGUUCCCCGUCAACCUGCCGCGGAACAUGCUCAUGCUCCACCUGCAGGAGAACAACAUCCAGACCAUCUCGCGGGCGGCUCUGGCACAGCUGCCCUUCCUGGAGGAGUUGCACCUGGACGACAACUCCAUCUCCACGGUGGGCGUGGAAGAGGGGGCCUUCCGCGAGGCGGUCAGCCUCAAGAUGCUGUUCCUCACCAAGAACCACCUGAGCAGCGUGCCCAUCGGCCUGCCCGUGGAGCUCAAGGAGCUGCGUCUGGACGAGAACCGCAUCGCCGACAUCCCCGAAGAGGCCUUCCAGAACGUCACCACCCUGCAGCGGCUGCUGCUCGACGGCAACCUGCUGACCGACGAGGGCAUCGCCGUCGGGACCUUCCAGGAGCUGGUGAACCUCCGCGAGCUCUCGCUGGCGCGGAACUCGCUCACCGCGCCGCCGCCCAUGCUCCCGGGCGUCUCGCUGGUCAAGCUCAACCUCCAGGAGAACCAGAUGACCAGCAUCCCGGUGACGGCGUUCGCCGGGCUGCAUCGGCUCGAGCGGCUGGACAUCUCCAACAACCAGCUGCAGUCCCUGCCGCAGGGGGUGUUCGACAGCCUGGUGAGCCUGCGGCAGCUCAGCGUGCGCGGCAACCUCUGGCACUGCGACUGCUCCAUCAAAUGGGUGAUUGCGUGGCUCAAGUCCCUGCCAUCCACCAUUAACGUGCGCGGCUUCACGUGCCAGAGCCCGGAGAGGGUGCGUGGCAUGGUGAUCAGAGAGCUCACGCUGGAUGCCAUCCAAUGCCCAGCUGGCACGGAGCUCGAGCCUUGGCCGACCCAGCCACCACCGUCCCCCUCCCAACCUCGGAGAACCACCACCAUCCGUCCUGCCCCCCAGACCACCACCUCCAUGUCCCCCACCUCCACCAUGUUCUACCCCCCAACUCACAAGCCAACCCCCCCAGGGCCAGACAUGCCAGGCCUGCCCCCCGGACCUCGUCCUCCGUACGAGGACUCCCUACAGAUCUCCUUCCACAUCGUCAACUCCUCCUGCAUCGAGGUGAGCUGGGCGUCCUACUUCACCGUCACGGCCUACAAGGUGACGUGGGUGAAGAUGGGCCAGGCGCUGAUGAGCGACGUCACCCGGGAGACCACGGUCCCCGGCGACCGCCGCAAGCUCGCCCUCACCAACCUCGAGCCGCGCUCUAACUACCGCAUCUGCGUCUACGUGCUGGACACCCUCAACGUCUACCGGCCGGGCGAGGACACUAUCUGCUCGGAGGCUAAGACCAAGUCCUUCAGCAAGGCCACGGAGACGGAGCCCGCGGCACAGCAGGACGGCAGCUCCACCCUGCUGCUGGCCGGCAUCAUCGGCGGCGCCGUCCUCGUCGUCCUGGUGACGCUGCUGAGCCUCUUCUGCUGGCACAUGCACAAGAAAAGCCGGACGGCGUCGUCCAAGUGGAAAUACAACCGCGGCCGGAGAAAAGAUGACUACUGUGAGGCAGGGACCAAAAAGGAUAAUUCCAUCCUGGAGAUGACUGAAACCAGCUUUCAGAUAGUGUCCUUGAACAAUGAACAGCUUUUAAAGGGAGACUUCCGGAUCCAGCCCAUCUACACGCCUAAUGGGGGCAUCGGCUUCCGAGAUUGUCACCUCAGUAACAACAGCAUAGCAUACUGCAAGAGCAGCAACGUUCCCAGCAUGGAAUUCUGCCACACGUGAUGAUUAUCAGUGGGAUGCUACAACUGUUUGUUUAAAAAAAAAUGUGUAGUAAAAUAUACUGUACAAUAUAUAUUUCCAAGUUCAGUCUACAAUGUAAUUUAUACUGUGGACAAUUAUGUGGAAUUCUGCUAUCUUUUUUAUUCUUAGUAAAAUGAAACUACAAAUGAUUUUCUAACUAGAGGGGAUGGACAUGGUUUUGGCUCUCACGGACAGUACAGAUGAAUUGUACAAUCAUGGUGUGCUGGCUUCUCCACUCAAGAAAUCCUGUCGGGCUGGUCUCUCCUUGGGCGCUAGGAGAGCUUGGAUACUUUGCUAACCACAGAAGCAAAAAUAUGCCCUCUGUGCUAAAACACAGCCACCCCUUCACAGAACGGUAGUUAAGAUAACACAGUGGUUGCGAAACACAAACAACCCUGAUUAGCCUACCAUGGAAAAUAAGACCUGGUGUUAGUUUUUUCCCUCUUCUCCUUAAAAGAAUUGAAAAGUGCACUUUCCUAAAGCGUCGGACAAAAGUGUUUCUGUGCAUGUGCGUGUGCUUGUGUGUGUGUGUGUGUGUGUCUGUGUGUGUGUGUAUGGGCGCGUGUGCACAUGGUUGUUCAGGAAAUUAGCUUUUGUUGAAGUUACACCAGAGAGAGUGUGUGAGGGCACACUUCCCCAGCAGCCCACAGGUCUCAGAGGGGCCGAGCAAACAAUGCUGAAAGCGGUAGGGAAAAUGCCAGAGGUGUUUGUUACCUCGGCCGUCUGUUUAUUCAGCCAUGUGUUUUCCUAUGUGUUUGAACAUCUGCCACCAGGGGGCAGCACGCCUCAGCCCAUACAGAGGACAGCCAAGGAGGCAGAUAGUUAGUAUCCAAUCCCUUCUUCUCCUGAUGCAAGGGAACCUGCUACUCUCUGCCAUGCUCUUUCAUACUCACAUUCGUACUCGCUGCACGUUACUACUCCUCGUCAAGAGUAAUUCUAAGAGUAUGACACACUGCUUAGAGGUCAUUUAUGAUGUGAAAUCAUUUAAAACUAGUAGUGCACUACACGUGUUGGUUAAUUGUUAAACCAAUUGAUUUCCGCUACUAUUAUCUCCAAGGCUGGUGUGGUUGGCCAUACAAAUCAAUCUGACAGAAGGCCCACACAUACCUACAUUUUAUGGAUUCCCCUACUUUUAUGCUUCACUCAUCAUAAUUAUUUUCAGAACAUUAAGUAAUUAGGUCAUUUUUUUUUGGAGCUGUCUUGUCUCUCUUUUUUCCCUUCCAAUGGGAGUUAAUGAAGAGUUUUGAAGAGAUACGCUGUGAAGCACGCACCAUCUUUGAGUUGGUCUACGUUUCAUGGUUAUUAAGACAGCUUUUUCAAUGACUCAUCAGGUCAGAUUGACAGUGAAAUGGAAACUGACUACAAAUGUUGCUUUACAAUAGAGCACCCUGGCACAGGUUCGCAGCUCUCUCGUUUGAAAGUGGUUUAGACCCCCGCAUGAGGGCAAUUAAAAUGGAGGCUGUUCAUAGUUAAAAGUGCACACUGACAAAGAAAAACCUUUAUUAUACACGGUUGCUCACAGAUUUUAUUUGCUUUGACAAGACUUUCUUUCCUCGUAGGGCCUAGUUCAAAGACCUGCCCCCCACCCCUUACACACACACACACACACACUCGCUUCCUUUCACAUGCCCACACAGUCAUGCACAGGCUACAAUUCCCAGCCCCCUCCUGCUCUUCAUAAUCCUUCAUCCAAAAAAGGGAAAAAAAUAUGCAGACGUUAUUUUCACUUGGCAGACGAAUCACAAGCUGAGAGAAAGUAAGACCAAUCGACAAAGUUAACCCUUUCUGCGACUGUCAAGGCAUGCCUCUUUACACAUUAGACCGAGGAAAGUGCAAGCCUUCUCUCACAGCUUUGAUUUCUGUGAUAGCAAUAUUCAUGUGCAUUAUUAUGCUUUAAUCAAACACUUGACUUUUCAACGUAAAGGCAUUGUGUCAGACUGCCCACAGAAAGGUAGACUAGUAAGUCCACUAUAGGCCAGUGUUAACGCACCUGGAGUGUUGCUGUAUAAUCUUCACUGAUGUUCAGGAUUUUCAAAUAACUGUUGGUAUCUAUUUUUAAUUGCAAAGUUCAUGCCAGGUAAAAGAAAGGGCCAAAUGCACUUCUGUGGUCAUCAAAGUGUUUCCAUUUUGUUCUGUUAUCUCUCCCGGACAUACAGUAUAUCGCAAGCUAUUUUAGAUGAGCUCAGCCCAGACUAGCUGUUCAUCUGCCUGGACUCUGUGCAAACGCGCACCGCAGCCUCUGGAUGAAAAGGCUUUUAAAACCCUUAAAGGUGUAGGUUUUUGAACGUUCUAAGUUCCGCAACAAUUGAAGGUUCUAAAAUUCUAUGUUGAAUUCAAUGAACCCAGAUAUUCUUUAGAACAUUCAUUUCUCAACAUUCUCGUCACACCAGUGUGACGGUACUCUUUUAAGGCUUUUAACUGAUAUGUACUUCAUUAACAAUUCAUCGGCCUGCCUCAUACUCUCUGACAAAAGUACCUGUGCAGAGUGUGAAAUCCUCUGCUGCUGUUUCUGCUCAGAAAGGGGACAUGUAUUGAAAUAAAAUCCUCACAUUAUUCAUCUGUAA
Molecule: messenger RNA, 5393 nt
Organism: Alosa alosa (allis shad)
Lineage: Eukaryota; Metazoa; Chordata; Actinopteri; Clupeiformes; Clupeidae
Gene: flrt2
Product: fibronectin leucine rich transmembrane protein 2
Exons: 3
Coding region: 817-2811 (664 amino acids)
Molecular function (GO): protein binding
Source: RefSeq, a predicted model, not a curated record